CAAUCUACUACUGUAGCUAGCCCGUACCAGACUCUCCGCGAGCUACUAGCGGGAUACAACGAGUAAAGAAAAGAAAAGCCCAGCCCAUCAAUUAGUGGUACCGCGCAUGCGCAGUUCGCCGAGGGUUUGCACUUUAGUGCUUUUCAUUAUUAUAGUAUGUCCGACAGACAGUGCCCUCGUUGGCCACUCAUUCAGACAACCAAAUAGGCUCUCUUUACUUGCCAAAAGACAACUGAUAAACAUCAAGAAAGUAUUAAAUAUCCUCAUUCUUCAGCAUGUGGCUUUCUACUGCUGCAUUUGUUUUCUCUUUAGUUAUGGGAUGCAUCCACAGGAAUGGAAUUGGCUGAUUUCCGAGGUCAUAGUGACAUGGUCACAUGUUGUGCCCUCAGUAACUCGGGGAAGUUUGUUGUCUCAAGCUCUGAAGACAACACAGUCAGAGUGUGGGAGACACAUCGCAAAACUAGCAUUGCUCCUGGUAAUGAGAGAGUGAAGAAAAGUCCACUGAUGUUAGAGUUCAAAGGUCAUCAAUAUGGAGUACAGUGCUGUGCCAUAGCACCAGAUGAGUCUCUGGUCAUCUCUGCCGACAUUGACUCCUGUAUUAUGCUGUGGGAACCACUAAAUGGCAAGGUGAUAUCAAGGUGGAGGCUCAGUUCCCCUUCUCCUCUGGUUUCUCCUGUGUUGAUGGAGAGCAAACCCUCUUUCCCUGCCGUGUACCUACCACAGAGGUCAGCCUCUCCUUCAGGAACUGAGGGCGUACUAAGCUGUGCUUUUUCCCCAGAUGGAACAAUGGUUGUAACUGGAACCCAGACUGGUGCUGUUCUCGUGUGGAAUACUCGUGGCAAACUUCUGGGUGCCCUAUCAGGCCACAAAUCCCAAGUGCGCUGCUGUGUGUUUGAUCAAAUCGGGAGUUUCUUAGCCACAGCAUGCUUAGGAGACUUCUCUGCAAAGAUAUGGAACUUGUCCUCCCAAAACUGCAAACAAACAUUGGUACAUUCAUGUGCUGUCCUUUCAUGCGACUUUUCACCAGACCAGGAAAGGCUGGUUACAGGGAACACUGAGGGAGCUGUUCUUGUUUGGUCAGUGUCUGAUGGUACUCAGUUGGAGGAGUAUCUGCUGCACUCCGACCAUGUUAAUUGUGUACUGUAUUCACCAACACAGCCUCAUAUACUAUCUGCUGCUGAUAAUGGUAUCGUAAAAACUGAUUUGGCACUCCAGAUUCAAUGGAAUGAUGAAAGAGAAGGUGCUCCCUCUUCACGGUCAAAAGUAUCACAUGCCCACUACCACAGACGCUUCUCUGCGCAAUUCAAAGAGCACGACAGUGGGUACUCUGCUAGAGUUCUGUGCUAUAACCGCAAGCUUAAAUAUCUCCAGCUGGUCCAGGGAUCCAAGGCCAAUGUUGUAGUUCCUGCAGUUUUAACUCUAUUUGGACGGACUCCAAGAUCAUGGAACCUUUCCAGUGAUGGAAAUCUUAUUGUUGUUGGAUUUGAGGAUGGUGCUCUACAGGUUAUUUCUGUGUUGAAGGAAGGACAUGUAUUUGUGUGCCAAGAACUCUGGCAUGUGGAAUGUGCCCACAAGAGUACAAUUAGAAAAGCAUUUUUCAGUCCAGACAAUUCAAAGCUUGUAACCUGUUCAGAGACUCAACACAAGACAUGGUCUGUACAAUCUGGUGAUAGCCUAGCUGUAAUCAAUGGCUCAGGACUAGGUGUCAAGCCAGUGAUUUUCUUUCAGGACAGUCAUAAACUUGCUUCAGCACAAGAAAAAGGAGUUAUUGUGUGGUACGCUGAAACAGGUGAUGAAGCCAUGCUAUGCAGUGGAAUAGUUGAAUGUGAAGACAGUAUUAUUCUCUGCCUUAAUCUUUCACAAGACAAUAGAAGAUUAGUAGCGUCUAACUCGGCUGGUCUUGUUAUGGUGUGGUGUAUGGUGACUGGAGAGCCUUUACUUAUAUCUCAAGUACCACUACGCUCCCCAUGUGCCCGUUCAUGUGCCUUGUCACCGAAUGGAUGUGUAGCAGCAGCUGGUUUUGAUGAUGGAGCUUUAAAGAUAUGGCAAGUGUCAACACUGCAGAGCAGCCAGGAGAUUUCCCAUUGCUCCACCAACUCUUCUUACUGGAUGAUAGAUGUUGGAUUCUCUCCAGGUGGAGAUAAGGUGGUCACACUUUGCGAUACCAUUGAGGUACAGUGAAGUAACUGUUGUUCUGUUGUUUGUAGCAAUACACAUUAAGUUUACAUGUGAAGACCAAUUUUUCAUAAUGCUGUUACAAAGCUUGAGUAAGGAACAGCUAUUUGUGCAUCUGAAGCUGUCAGCAUUUGACAUUAAACAUCAAGAAUCAUGGAGAGAGUGAAGUACGCAGGUUUCCUACAAUGGGAUUUUCAUGGGUUGGAGAGUCAGUGUGUUCACAAUUUGUACGAUACCUCUCUCUACCUCUCUCCAAUUCAGUGGUGGAGCAUAACUGGGAAACACUUAAAGACGAUACGGCUCAAAGGCUCUUUUGGAAAGUAUAUUCGUUUUUCACCGGAUUUUAGUACCUUUGUAACAAUUGAUAAUGCUGGUUUGCUAUAUAUAUUAGACACUCUAUCAUGAAUUUUUAUUAUAAUUAUGUAUUUUGAAUUUUUACAAAAUUACUAAUGCCAUUAACACCUGUUUCCAGUAAGGUUUAGAAGAGUUGUAACUGUAUAGUUAUGCAGCUAUUGAUGGAA
This is a messenger RNA of Geodia barretti, 2696 nucleotides long. Lineage: Eukaryota; Metazoa; Porifera; Demospongiae; Tetractinellida; Geodiidae. The record is from the annotation of a GenBank genome assembly.